Molecule: messenger RNA, 3361 nt
Organism: Melanotaenia boesemani (Boeseman's rainbowfish)
Lineage: Eukaryota; Metazoa; Chordata; Actinopteri; Atheriniformes; Melanotaeniidae
Gene: atxn2l
Product: ataxin 2-like
Exons: 23
Coding region: 192-3080 (962 amino acids)
Biological process (GO): cytoplasmic stress granule assembly
Cellular component (GO): cytoplasmic stress granule
Molecular function (GO): RNA binding
Source: RefSeq, a predicted model, not a curated record
UUCUUUAUUCGAAAAUCUGGACCAAGCCUGCCGUUAAACUCCGCCAGCCUCACGUGAUCAGUAGCUGCCUCUGUUCCACUAGUCGAGCGUACCCGGCGCUAUGUUUUGUUGUUGUUGUUCUGCGGCGUAUCGUGUUCGGCCUGUCAGAACGUGUGACUUUUCACUGGGACGACGACACCGGAUAAACAGGGAUGCACAUGACUAAAAAGACCAGGAGUACAAUGAAACCACCACAUCAGACCCAGACAUCUUCUCUCAGCAGCUCAGUAUUUGAAGGCGUCUACAACAACGCCCGCAUGCUUCACUUCCUCACAGCAGUUGUGGGCUCCACCUGCGAUGUGAGGGUGAAAAAUGGUGCAGUCUAUGAGGGGAUCUUCAAGACCCUCAGUUCACAGUGUGAGCUGGCUGUGGAUGCUGUCCACAAACGGAGUGAUGGAGAUGGAGGUGGAGGAGGGGAGGAAGGUGGAGGCCAGUCUUCUCCACCAAAGGUCGAGGACAUUACCGACACCAUGAUCUUCAGCCCAUCUGACCUCGUCACAAUGACCUGCAGAGACGUUGACUUAAACUUCGCAGUCAGAGACACAUUCACCGACGCCGCCAUCAGCUCCUCGCGGCUGAACGGCGAGCACCGGGAGAAGGUGCUGCAAAAGUGGGACGAAGACGGAAACGGGGAAAACUUUGAGCUGGAGUCGGACACAUCGAAUGGGUGGGAUGCCAACGAGAUGUUCAAGUUCAACGAAGAAGCGUACGGCGUGAAGUCCACAUACGAUUCCAGCCUCUCCUCCUACACCAUGCCUCUGGAGAAGGACAGCUCAGAGGUUUACCGGCAACGAGAGGCGCGAGCGGCUCGGUUAGCCAGUGAGAUUGAGAGCAGCCUGCAGUACCGCCGGCGGGUUUCACUGGAGAAUGAGGAGGGAAGAAGCGAGGAGGAGAAAUAUGGCUCGGUGGUCCGUGAGAGGGAGGAAAGGGGGAGUCCUGGGUUCACCUCCACCAGCAGGGAAGGUAAAUACAUUCCUCUCCCACAACGGACUCGAGACAUUGGCGCCAUCAGAACCGGAACCUCUGGUCGACCCACAGCGCCGGCCUCUUUCAGGCACCCGCCGCCCAGCUCUUCUUCUCCCAAACAGUCCUCCGACAGGACCAGCCCGCUGUCUGUCAGGCCCGCCUACUCUCCCCACCAAUCACAGAGCAGCCCUCCCACUUCCAGCAGCCCGCCUUGCACCAAUCAUGCCCUGCCGCACUCGCUCUCACAUCCUCAGGUGCUCGCCGACAUGACGCGCUCACCUGUUAAUGGAGUCUCAUCCAGGAUGUCUCCGAAGUCCCAGAGACUUCAAAGCAACAGGACUCUGCGGACCCCGAAUUCCCAGUCCUCUCCUGCAGCUUCUCGCAGUCCAAAACCAGACACCCCUCCCCAGGAACCCCCACUGGUUGGCCCUGCACACAUGGACUCCUCCCCUCCCUGUGUUACCACGGCAACCACUACUAUCAAACCUUCCGGUCCCACCCCACUCUUCCCCGUCGAUGUGAAUGAAAUCCUCGGCUCAGCAGCUAAAGAUCGAGCAGAAAGUCUGUCUGGUCCACAGGAAGGAAAGAGCAGCAAAGCACCAUCGGUGCAGCAGAUAGCCCAGCUGGAGGAGCUCCGCAAGUUUGGCAAAGAGUUCAGGCUGCAGCCCAGCUCUUCUCCCACAGCGAGCCCUCCGUCUGCAGAUCCUCCUGCGGAAACCUCCGUCCCACCAGCCGAGUACCACUCACCCGGUCCACCUAAACCUGUUGCUUCCUCUGCCAAAGAGCUGCAUCCAACCUCGGAGGCGGCUCCUCCCACCUCAACACCUGCAGCUCCAUCUGGGCCCCAGACCUCAGGACCAGAUGGGCUGCAGUCUGGAGCGGGCCCACAGGCUCCGCCCAGUGGUGGGGAGGAGGCGUGUCCAGAGAGCAGCGAACCAGCAGAGGCUUCAGCUGCUGUGCAGGUGAAAAACUCGACGCUGAAUCCAAACGCAAAGGAGUUUCUCCCUGUUAAAGGGUCCGCAGCUCUGAAACCUGCAGCAGGCCCCGCCCCUCCUCGUCCGACCCCGCCCAGCCCCGUGGUCCUCCCCUCUCCACCGCCCGGAGGAGGGGCCAUCUACAGCAACCCACCUGGACACUACCUGUCCUACAUGUCCCCCAUCCCCCUGCAGGGACACUCCAUCCAGCCUACCCAGGUGUAUCAGUACACCAUGACCACCGUCGGUCAGGGCAAAUACCCCAGAGCCAAAGGCCCGGUUGUGGGUCCACGUCCAGACCACCAUGCCUCCUCAGGCUCCUCCAUGAUCUCAGCUGCAGCUUCAGCUGCAGGACCCCCCCUAGUGGCCUCACCAUAUCCUCAGUCCUACCUACAGUACAGUCAGGUGAUCCAGGCCAUGCCGCCACACUACCACGGACAGGUACUUCAGCCGGUUUACUCAGUGCUUCAAGGUGGUGCAAGAAUGCUCACAUCUGGGGCCCCUCAGACCAUGGGUCCUCCUGGCCCCCAAUACCCCAGCCAGGCCGAGGGCCCAGCGGGGCCCCAGCAAGCCAUGUAUGCCGCUCAGUCAUUCUCUCACCACUCGGGCUCCAUCCAUCAUCCUCAGCCCUCCAGCACCCCCACUGGGAAUCAGCCCCCACCCCAGCACACAGCCCCCAGUCCAGGAAACGCUCAGACGAGUCAGGGCGGUCCUCAGCCUCAGUCCCUGUUCCACUCUGGGGGUCUGUCGGCCCCCACACCUCCUAACCUGCCGCCGGGCCAUGGCUCCCCUCAGGCCUCCUACACCAUGCAGGGCUACAGCCUCCCCAGCCACCACCCGCUGCCCCACGGCUUCGCCUCCAUCAGCCAGCUCACACAGCUUCCAGGAGGUAUGUCAGGACCUCACCAUUCUGCCGGACACGGCCCACCGCCUAUCAUAAUGCACUACGCCGCCCCUCAGCAGGGCAGUGGCUCCAAUCCCCAACAUGGCCCAACGCACCAGCAGGGGGCGCCACAACACUUUUACAUCGGACCGCCUCAAGCUGUUCAGGUUCAGGCUCACCCCUCCCAGCAGCUGUCCUUCCACCCCUCCGCUAACUGAACUGUCCUCACCUGGAUUCAGCUUCUCCUGACAUCACUUUAACAAGCCCUCAUUUUUAAUCAAACCUUUGAGAGACGCCCUCAGAAGAUGAUGAGAGAAGAUGGAGUCGAGAGUUUUUUACAUUAAGUACAGAUUGUACUUGUGAAGCAGGACCGAUGACGGUGAAACUGGUGGAAACUUUUGGACUGUUAGCUCUAGAAACAUUGUUCUUCUUCUUGUCCCUCCUCUUGUCAUAUUUUUUGUAAAAACAAGGCCAGUUCAUUAAUAAUAAAACCACUUAA